UAUAUUUCAGAUAUUAUAACGACAUAUCAGUCGGCAGAUUGAUACCUGUUUGCAACUCCUCGACACAAGUAUUCAUUGCUAAAAGAUGCUGUCCAUCUUGACGUUGAUCUUCAUCGUUUCAUCUACAUACGCUGUACAAUGGCCAAAAGGUACCUAUACACUAGUCAAACCAAAAGCAGGAUGCCCGGCUGGUUGGAAGGAAGGAUGGCGUAAACAAGAUAACGAAGACAGUAGAAAUGCUAACUUCAUUACAUAUGGACAUCAUUUCUUUGGAUCCUUUGGACGAAAUAUGGUUUUUCAUUAUUGCACCAAAGACGAACAUGCUAUAUCUGGAACUCAACAUUGGCCAAGAGGAAACUACUGUAUUCUAAGACAAGGAAUAUCCUGUCCACCAGGCUUCAAGAUGGGAAGUAUUCAUUGGGAUGAUGAAGAUAGUAGAAAUAAAAAUGGAUUCGGGGGUGUACUUCCAAGUGGAAUCUAUGGGAGAAACACUCUCAUAAACUACUGUUGCAGAUCUGACGAAUCAUACAGAACUGAGGUUAUUCUUCCAAGAAGUAAACCGUUCUAUUUAUUACGCUUCAAAUCACCAUGCCAACAGGUACAGGGGAUGGUUGUUAGAGAGGAGAUCGUCAAAUCAGAUGACGAGGACAAAAAUAACAAAAACAGCGUCAGUGGAAGUCACCCACUGAAUGAUGGAGGAAGAAACAACAGGCUCUACUACUGUUAUUAUCACUGAUAUGUAACUCUUUAUACAGUAUAAAAUAUUAUAUACUUAUAUCUUUUAUAAUACCCUUUUUUAAUAUUUUUAUUAUGUUCAGUGCAUUUAAAACACUUGUCAUUCUUGUUUUGAAUUUUGGUUUUGUUUUUGUUUGUAGAAAGGACAGACGCACCCCCAAAAUAUAACCAAUGCAUUGAAGGUUAAUCUUUGAAAAAAAAAAAUUUUACAAAAGUUUUCAAGAAAUUUGCUGUUAACAAUUUGUCCAAUUUCUAAGCAUUGACUUCUGCGCAGAUUAAACGGAGGAUGUGAAUCAUAUAAAUGAAAAGAAAAUAAAAGUCGUAGAAAGGCAACCAAUUGACACGAGUAAACUAGAGCAAAUAAUUUACGAUAUAAUUUUUCUUUAAUUUUUUUUGUAAACAGACUUUUAAAUAAAAAUAUUCAUGUUGUCUCUAACUAACUUAAGUAAGAAUUCCUUUUAACAAGACAGCUGUUUAACUUUAUAAGAAAUAACUAUUUGUUUUUAUAUAACUAGAAUCAUUAUGAAAUAAAUGAGCUGAUAUUUUUU
Messenger RNA from Mytilus californianus (California mussel), 1283 nucleotides. RefSeq lists its product as uncharacterized. NCBI's taxonomy places the organism in Eukaryota, Metazoa, Mollusca, Bivalvia, Mytilida, Mytilidae. Gene Ontology annotation, cellular component: membrane. The record is from RefSeq and is a predicted model, not a curated record. Gene Ontology annotation, molecular function: wide pore channel activity. The transcript has 6 exons. The coding region runs from base 86 to 736 and encodes 216 amino acids.